Molecule: messenger RNA, 1735 nt
Organism: Misgurnus anguillicaudatus (oriental weatherfish)
Lineage: Eukaryota; Metazoa; Chordata; Actinopteri; Cypriniformes; Cobitidae
Gene: hmx4
Product: H6 family homeobox 4
Biological process (GO): regulation of transcription by RNA polymerase II
Cellular component (GO): nucleus
Molecular function (GO): RNA polymerase II transcription regulatory region sequence-specific DNA binding; DNA-binding transcription factor activity, RNA polymerase II-specific
Source: RefSeq, a predicted model, not a curated record
AUGAGCAAAGAGGACGGGUCAUGUCGACCCGCUUCUUUGAAGUUCACUAUUGACAAUAUCCUCAGCUCCAAGCCGAGUAGCAGAAACUUUGACAGCUGUCAUUCAAAAACAUCGCUUGUAGUCUGUCGGGAUGGCUGUCUGCAUCACCCGGGAGAAAGUGGGGAUCUACGGAAGGAAACAUCAGAUGCAAGAUUACAUGUCACUGAUAAAGUCAACAGGGAUAGCAGCGUGGACGAGCUCAAAACUGUUGACUUGCGCCACGAGAGUACGGACAGCUGCGACGACGCGCAACAGAAGAACAACGCAAAGAAGAGCAAAUUGAUGUCGAAAAAGAAAACGCGCACUAUAUUUUCAAAAAGACAGAUUUUUCAGCUGGAGUCUACGUUUGACAUGAAACGCUAUCUAAGUAGCGCGGAGCGCGCGUGCCUGGCGAACUCCUUGCAGCUCACAGAGACUCAAGUCAAAAUCUGGUUUCAGAAUCGGCGGAAUAAAUUAAAACGGCAACUGUCAACUGAACUGGAGGGACCGAAUAGCGAAUUCGCGGAUAUCGGAAAGACGGUACCUCUCCCAGCUAUAUAUAAAGAGAAUAAUCUGCUUGGAAGAUGCAUGCUUCCAAUGCCCCUGCCAGUCGUGUAUCCUGGAGGUAGCGCGCCUUACUUUUAUUUCUCAAAUGCCAGCAAGUAUUUCAGCCUGUUUGAUGGAGAUAUAUGACGUAGAGAAGCCUAACACGGGGACAGUUUUAUAGCUCCUGGCCAACUCACAUUUUAAUGAGCCAUUAUCAAUCUAAUGCCAGCUUUUACAGAGAAGGCUUUAGGCUAGUGCCAGACUAAAAUGCAUGUUUGAGCUGUCAUAACUGAAAAUAACUUGUCCUGACAUAUCAUAAAUAUGUCAGUGUCAUUGUUUUGUCUCAAAAAGUCAAGAUGCACACCAGUAAUGAUUUUCUUUUAACCAAGGCAUAGACAUGGUCUAAGCUAAGCCUUGUCUGUAAAACCGGGCCUAAAUGUUUUGCUGAGAACAUUGUUCAGCUGACAGGGAAUAAGCUGGCCUACAUUUCUAUGCAAAACUGAAUUUAUUUAUUGUACGCUGUAAACAUUUAAUUAAAAAUACACAUAGCAUAAUGCUAUCCAGCUCUGUAGUGCAUACUGGCAGAAAUGCCAAUGGCAAUUAUAUAACACAAAUUGUUUACUGUUUACAUUAUUAUUAUUUUUAUUAUUAUUAUUAUUACAGACACAUCUUCGCCAAAGACUGAUUAUAGAUGCAUGCAUUUGUAUUUGCCUCUAUUUUUUAUGAGCGCAUUUAAAACAUUUAAGUGAAUGUAUUGGUUAAUUUACAUUAAACGCAUGUUUUUUAUGUUUAUUCCUUUAACAUUUUAUUUUGUUGUAAUACCUUGAAAGCAUAACGGCCGAUCGAAGUUCUACGAUUAUUAACAUCUUUUAUCGAGUGCCAUUAAAUAUCUUGUUUCACACUUGUUUUAAAAAAAAACUUUUGUGUCCUGACUUUUUACCUUUGUAAAUUUUUUACAUUUUAGUGUAAGAAAGUUGUAGUCUCUAGUAUUGUGUUGGUUGUGAAUUAAUCCAAACUAGGUCAGUCUCAGUGAUGCUUAUUAAACACGUGAGUCUUAUUAGCAACGUUACGGUCGCUUGCAAGAAUUAUGUAUGGCAGGCUAACAAAACCCUUACUGAAAAACAAAGUAAAUUACCAUGACCCAAUGUCCUAUUAUACUCGGACUAAAUUU